CCCGGGGACAUCUGGCCUCAAAUCUACCGCCAUAGCCGCGCCAUCCUUCCCCGAAUGUUUCAGGGCAGGCCUUGGGUUGGAGCUUUCGUUGACGCAUCUUUUGAGAACACUGUCGGGCAGGAUUUAUUCGCUAAUUCUAACCAUCAAAACGACGUUGCUGAACCACUUUCUUAUAUAUAAAUUAAUGCGGACCGGCUGAAACCCAUUCGGAGCUUAGGUGUUGACAUUGGCUUGCGUGUGGAUAGACUGGGGUUCUGAUCCAGCUUCUCAAUAGCUUGGAAGUGUCUCUUUGCAUUUGCAAACUGCUCAGCGUUCAAAUGUACAAGCUCAUCAGCAUCAUCGGCGAGUGAUCUUACGUUUGCAGCAUAUUUGAACCCGGAAGUCUGGCUGCGACGGCAAGAUGAAACCACAACCCUUAAUGAGCAUCUUCACUGGAGCUUUAGCACAGGUAGGCUCAUGGGCCACCCUCAGUAGCUUCCUCUGGUCUACGACCCAAUGGACGUCCGUGAAAGCUUCAAGCCCUUCUGUCAAUGUAGCUUUGAAAGCUUCAUUUGACUCGGCCCCCUAUUUAUUACAGCUGGUAGAGACAGCAGCGCAAGAAAAUUCUAGCUCAUAUUUCCCUCUUCUCGAUCGAAUUGCGCAAGGAUACUUUGACCAGGCCGACACAGACCAAGAUCUCUACAAUUUAUUCCUAGGAGUCCUUCGCGAUGAUGGCCACCUUCCCAGCCAAGAAUCCAUAUCCACUUUCAAGCUUUCGCUUUCAAUACACUCGGCGGCCCCUCGGAUCGAAGCUCAUUACCAAUUUUACAAUACUAGCGUGUCAAAUUCUGAACUCGAAGAAGAUUGUGCGGCAUGGCUGCUUUUCAAUGGAAAGCGCUAUUCGGAUCCUUCUCUUGCAGAGUUUCAGCAAGUAUUAAGUGGACCAGGGUUCAUACAAGAACUCCCGUUUGAUCGUAUUCUGGGAGCUCCCGAUGUACCCGCGUCCAUUCUAUACGCCGAUCCGACUUGCCCCAGCUUCAGAAAUUUCCAUAAUGUUAUUAGUAACAAAGCCAAACAAGGGCAAACCUCUUAUCGGGUCCGUUACAAACCUCGCUCGAACCAAUCGAAGAAACCUCUUUGGGUAAACAGCUACGGUGUAGAGCUUGCUCUCAAGCGCACGGAUUAUAUUGUCAUCGAUGAUCGUGCCGCCGAGAAGUCAACUUCCGGCAAUGCCAAAGAAAUCAAGUCUGGAAAAGCGGCAUUGAGUGAGGUUGAUGUAGCGGAUAUCAAACCCCUCUCCAAAACUGAGCUCGCUAGCCUUGGACUUCAAGCUGCAAGCUUUGUUAUGAGCAGCGAGGAUCAGUUUGAUACCUUGCUCAAGCUCUUGGAUGACUUCCCUCGACACGCCUCUUCAAUCUCUGCUCACAAUGCUACCUCAGAGUUCCUCGACGAAUACUACAAAAAUCGUCAGAUUUUCCUGACUGGCGGAUAUAACAUUGUUUGGAUCAACGGACUUCAAAUCGAUGCGAGACAGAUGGAUGCGUUUUCACUCUUGGAGAAUUUGCGGCGAGAAAGGGUGUAUAUAAACGGCCUUAGAGCCGCGGGGCUGACAAGCAGUGAAGGCAUAAGCCUUUUAUCGAAUCGCGCUAUUGCCGAGGCAAAGACUGGACGAGAGGUUCAAAGAUAUGACUUCAGAGACGUUCAAGAAGAUGGAAAGGUCAUCGUAUGGUUGAAUGAUAUUGAAAAAGACAAGCGUUACGACGCUUGGCCAAAGGAAUUGAGAGCCUUAUUUCAACAAACCUACCCAGGGCAAUUGCCCACCGUUAGGCGAGACAUCCAUAACCUCGUUGUGCCUAUCGACCUUUCGGAUCCUGAAGAAGUAGAUCUGGUAGUGGAAGGGCUGCAGACCUUUGUCAAACGCAAAAUUCCGAUUCGAUUUGGCAUAGUACCUUCUGUCAAGUCGGAUUCCGCUGCUGCUCAGGCCAAGGUUGUGUACCAUUUGCUUGAAAGCUACGGUCUUUCUUCUGUCUUUGAAUACCUGGAGUCCGCCCUUAAGGCCAAGGAUCUUGGAACUCCGAACAAAGCCUACUUUGAGAAUGCAAUUAAAAAUCGGAACCUCCGAGGAGAAGCCACACAACUACCAUUUGCAGAAGUCAUUCAAAAGUCUAGUCACGCAGAGCGACUGAAUGCUGCUGAAGCCUACCUGAAGAGGUUGGGCGGCGACUUAAAGCCCCUCUUCUAUAUUAAUGGCGUUGCCUUGCCUCGCAAUGAUGAGUGGUUGCAGGCUAUGAGCAUGAGGGUCAAUAUGGACAUUCGAGAACUUCAACAAGCUCUUUUUGAAGAGAAGAUCUCUGAUGAUAUCUGGGUUCCUGGAUAUUUUCUCACUAAUGCCGCAACCACUCGAAAUGCUCUGGUCAUACCAGAAGACGAAGGAGACAUUAAAAUCAUUAAUCUCAACGAGGCAUUGGAGUCACACAAGAGCACUUACGAGAGUUUGCCUCGGCUCAGUAACUGGGUAACAGCAGAGAAGUCUGAGUUUGCACACUUGAUAGCCAUAGAUGAUUUUAACACGGAGAAAGGACGGGAGUUACUGCUCGAAGCUGUAACUUUUGCAAAACGGCGCAGCGGGAUUGAGCUCGUUCUCCUUCACAAUCCGAAAGACUCGUCUCAAGGAGGCAUUACUUCUACUACAAUAGCAGAGCUGCUGGAUCAGAACAAAGAAGUAGCGACUGAGAGUAUUAAAAAUGCACUUCAAAACGCAUUCUCUGCUAUGGCUGCUUCGGGGAACGAGGACUCAGGUUCUGAGGAACCAAUAGCCUCACGGGCUCUUGUUGAAGAGCUAGGAUUCCAGCCGGGCCAAGAAGGGCUUGUGCUCAAUGGACGGGCUAUUGGACCUAUCCCUUCAUCUUCUCAAUUUUCGUCAUCCGAUUUUGAGCAGCUCCUUAAUUAUGAGCGAACAAAACGCAUACUUCCAGUCUAUCAUGGCUUGCUUGGCCUUCAUCUCGAGGAAAAGCUGACGAGUCCUCUGGUUUCAGCGAAAUUGUCUUCCUUGGUCGCUUUAUCCAGUUUGUCGGAUAUGCCUGAAAGCAUCUUUGACCGUUCGUCGCAGAUGAGAAUUGAUGGUUACAACGUUUGGGAAACAAACUACACAGCAAUCUUGGCUGGGAAUGACCCAGACGAGGCAUCAAUUCAAAUUGUCGCCGCGAUCGAUCCAGCAAGCGAAACUGCACAACGCUGGGUUCCUAUUCUUAAAGUCCUCUCGGAAUUGGACGGCGUGUAUUUGAAGCUGUUCCUGAACCCGAAAGAGAAAGUCGACGAGCUCCCCAUUAAACGCUUCUACAGGCAGGUGCUUGGUUCUGAGCCAUCCUUUAAUGACGAUGGUGCAUUGCGUGCUCCGAUGGCACAGUUCAACAGCAUCCCGGCUGAUGUGCUCUUGACCACCACCUUGGAUGUUCCGCCAUCAUGGCUCGUAGCUCCCAAGGAGUCGGUUCAUGAUCUCGACAAUAUCAAGCUCAGCUCGCUCAACGGCGGCAGCAUCGACGCCGUGUAUGAGCUUGAGCACAUCCUCAUUGAGGGUCACGCACGCGACACAACCAUCGGUCCACCUCCUCGAGGCGCACAACUGGUCCUAGGGACUGAGAAAGACCCCCAUUUUGGCGACACGAUCAUCAUGGCGAACCUGGGGUACUUUCAGUUCAAGGCAAACCCAGGAUUUUGGAAAAUUAGUCUGCAAGAAGGACGCAGCCAGCAAAUUUACCAGAUUGACACUCUCGGCACAAAAGGCUACAAUUCUGAUCCCACCACGGACUUUACUACCGAAAUCGCAUUAACCUCUUUCCGAGGUGUUACGCUCUACCCUCGUCUUUCCCGCAAGCCAGGACAAGAAACCGAAGACGUGCUUGACGAUUCACCUUCCUCCUUCCUUUCUGGCACGCCACUCGACUACGUGUCCAAAGGCAUUCAGAUGGCCGAAGGCGUGCUUUCCAAGACUCCCGUACUAAGUAACCUUUUGGGGAAGAGGGGAAGCAGCCAGCACGCAGAUAUUAACAUCUUCUCCGUCGCCAGCGGCCACCUAUACGAGCGCAUGCUCAACAUCAUGAUGGUCAGCGUGAUGAAACACACCAAGCACAGCGUCAAGUUCUGGUUCAUUGAGCAAUUCCUCUCCCCAUCUUUCAAAGACCAGCUUCCCUUCCUCGCCGCACACUACAACUUUUCCUACGAAAUGGUCACAUUCAAAUGGCCGCAUUGGCUGCGUGGCCAGCGCGAGAAGCAGCGCGAAAUCUGGGGCUACAAGAUUCUCUUCUUGGACGUCCUCUUCCCGCUUUCCCUCGACAAAGUCAUCUUCGUCGACGCCGACCAGAUUGUCCGCGCAGACAUGUAUGACCUCGUCACCCUGCCGCUCGAAAACGGCGCCCCCUACGGCUUCACGCCCAUGUGCGACUCCCGCGUUGAAAUAGAAGGCUUCCGCUUCUGGAAACAGGGUUACUGGAAGAGCUUCCUCCGCGGGAAACCAUACCACAUCUCCGCCCUCUACGUCGUUGACCUCAAGCGCUUCCGUGCCUUGGCCGCUGGCGACCGCCUCAGAGGCCAGUACCAUCAACUCUCGGCCGAUCCGGAAUCCCUUUCAAACCUGGACCAGGACUUGCCCAACCACAUGCAGUCUGUCCUGCCCAUCCAUUCCUUGCCCCAAGACUGGCUCUGGUGCGAGACGUGGUGCUCCGAUGAAUCCCUUGCCACGGCAAAGACGAUUGAUCUGUGCAACAAUCCCAUGACGAAAGAGCCAAAGCUCGACAGAGCAAGGAGACAAGUCCCCGAGUGGACAGACUUUGAUGAUGAAAUCGCACGUGUAAUUAGAGAAGGAAAAGAAGCGCAAAAAGAUGCAAACAAGCUUGACGACGCGCAGCCUGAGGAGCGGGUCAGAGAUGAGUUGUAAGAUUAGCAUAGAGGUAGAGGUGUAUGAUAAGGUUCUAUUCUCUCUUUUUUUUUUUUUUCCUUUUCGUUUCCUUGGUCUUCCAAUUUCUCCUUUUGUAUUUUGCUUGUUCCCUUUUUUUUUCUUUCUCCUGAUUAUUCUACGGCACAUCUAUGCAUGGCCGUGAGAGCCAAAAAAAAAAGGAGCAACAGAGAAUAAAAAUAUAGAUGACCGCUUUACAUUACAUGUUCAUGUCGUGUCCAUCUGAAUUUAUCCAUCCCACGCUGUCAAAUUGUCUCAAGGAACCACGAGACCAGAUGAUCGU
Xylona heveae TC161 is the source of this 5213-nucleotide messenger RNA. RefSeq names its product glycosyltransferase family 24 protein. Gene Ontology annotation, cellular component: endoplasmic reticulum. The record is from RefSeq and is a predicted model, not a curated record. Lineage: Eukaryota; Fungi; Ascomycota; Xylonomycetes; Xylonales; Xylonaceae. Gene Ontology annotation, molecular function: UDP-glucose:glycoprotein glucosyltransferase activity. The coding region runs from base 401 to 4912 and encodes 1503 amino acids. The transcript has 5 exons.